Molecule: messenger RNA, 1014 nt
Organism: Sabethes cyaneus
Lineage: Eukaryota; Metazoa; Arthropoda; Insecta; Diptera; Culicidae
Product: pancreatic triacylglycerol lipase-like
Exons: 2
Coding region: 1-1014 (337 amino acids)
Biological process (GO): lipid metabolic process
Molecular function (GO): lipase activity
Source: RefSeq, a predicted model, not a curated record
AUGAUAAAACAUCAGUCGGUAGCUGUAUUGCUUCUUGUGGCGUUGGGUGCUCAAUCAACACCCAUUGAGCCCAUACAAAGUUUGGUUUACGAUGCGAACGGCCAUUUGCAUUUGGUCAACACGGAUCAGUUCAGCGAAGUCGACGCCGAUCUGGAACCACUUUUCAACGCCGAAAACGAUGUCAUUUUCAGCUUGUUUACACGUUCGAAUCCUCUGCACGGCCAGGUUCUAGAGUGGAACAACGCUGCCUCGGUACAGAACUCAAAUUUCAAUCCGUCUCACCCGACGCGGUUUACAAUUCACGGCUGGAAUGGUGAUGGCACCUCGGGAUUGCACAGUAAUAUUCGCAGUAAUUAUUUUACGGUUGGUGAGUUUAAUGUUAUCAGCGUGGAUUGGGGCGCGGGAGCUCAAACCAUCAAUUAUAUUACGGCAAGAAACCGGGUGGACGCCGUCGGAGAUGUUCUUUCUCGCAUGAUCAAUACGUUGGUGUCCGCAACAGGAAUCUCUCGCAACAGUAUUAGCCUGAUUGGCCAUAGUCUGGGAGCACACGCUGCUGGAAAUGCGGGAAAAUAUCAAAAUGGCCAAAUUCAAACGGUUAUUGGUUUAGAUCCAGCCGGUGUUCUGUUUUCGCUAGGACAGCCUGAUAUCAUGACCCCAAGUGAUGCUCAGUACGUCGAGGCAGUGUUUUCUAAUGCUGGAACGCUCGGAUUCGAUCUACCCCUGGGGGAUGCUAAUUUCUAUCCCAACGGAGGACGAUCACAGCCCGGCUGCGGUAUCGACAUAGCGGGCAAUUGCGCACACUCGCGAGCGCACGAGCUGUUUGCUGAAUCCGUUUCGACCACGGCUGGUUUCCGAGCGACCCGAUGCGCGUCACAUGACGAGGUCCUGCAGGGUGGAUGUACCUCAACCGGUGCCGGUGCGUUGAUGGGUGGAGAACCAUCCAACCAUGGUCGAGGAGUGAACGGGAUAUUCUGGUUUGCUACCAAUUCGGCGGUUCCGUUCGCUCAGGGUUGA